Carya illinoinensis is the source of this 1395-nucleotide messenger RNA. RefSeq lists its product as uncharacterized. Lineage: Eukaryota; Viridiplantae; Streptophyta; Magnoliopsida; Fagales; Juglandaceae. The coding region runs from base 1 to 1395 and encodes 464 amino acids. The record is from RefSeq and is a predicted model, not a curated record. The transcript has a single exon.
AUGGAUAAAAUUUGGAUGCAAAUCACUGAUAGAUUUGGAUCUAGAGAAUAUGCUAAAGGAGUGAAGGAGUUUCUUACCUUGGCCCGGUCUCAUGCUACAAGCGAGGCAAUCCGUUGCCCAUGUGUUCGAUGUUCAAAUAAUCACUUUCGACCAAUAAGUGAGGUAGAGAGACACUUGAUCAUUAAAGGUAUUGACAAGAAUUAUAUGGUGUGGAUUUUUCAUGGUGAGGAAGAAGAUUUAAUCAUAAGUGAUGAUGAUGAUCUACAUGAUUCCGAACAAGAGGAUGACUUCAUUGAUGACGUUGAUGUUAUGUUACGAGAUAUUCGGGCUGGGGAAUUACCUGAUGUUCCCAUAACUAAGUCAUUAGUUGAUAUUAAUUCAUCUCGCACUUUCAAUCAAUUGUUGGCUGAUUCUCGACGUCCUCUUUAUGAAGGUUGUACAAAGUAUUCUAAACUAUCAUUCACUGUCAAGUUGCUGCACAUUAAAACACUUGGUGGUUGGAGUGUAAAAUCUUUCGACAUGCUUUUGCACUUGCUAAAGUCAGCUUUUCCUAAUGCUCUUUUGCCAAACUCAUAUCAAGAGUCACGUAACUUGGAAAAAGGCUUGGGCUUUACUUACAACAAGAUACAUGUUUGUCCGAAUGACUGCAUACUUUAUUGGAGAGAAAAUGCCGAUAAAGAUGAAUGUCCUAAAUGUAAACUCUCUAGGUGGAAAUUCAACGGAAGUAAGAAGAGACGAAUUCCUCAAAAGGUUCUACGACAUUUCCCGUUGAAACCCAGGUUGCAGAGAUUAUUUAUGUCACAAAAAACAGCAGCUGAUAUGCGGUGGCACAAGGAUCAGCGAGUCAUUCAGCAGGGGAUUCUAAGCCAUCCUGCUGACUCUGAGGUGUGGACAACAUUUGAUCAAGAGCAUGCUUGGUUUGCAGAAGAUCCAAGAAAUGUCAGACUUGGUUUAGCUAGCGACGGUUUCAACCCGUUCAAUAAUUUAGCUAAGCCUUACAGCAUAUGGCCAGUGGUUCUUGUCCUUUACAAUUUGCCCCCUUGGUUAGGCAUGAAAGAUCCAUUUUUUAUCACUUCCCUCUUGAUUCCUGGACCAAGAUCACCAGGAAAUAAAAUUGAUGUCUAUCUUCAGCCUUUGAUAGAUGAAUUGAUUGAUCUAUGGGAUAAUGGUGUUGGUACAUACGAUGCAAAGGCCAGUGAGACUUUCCGAUUGCGUGCAGCAUUAUUGUGGACAAUCAACGACUUUCCUGCUUAUGGAAACCUUUCCGGGUGGAGCACUAAGGGGAAGAUGGCGUGUCCAUCGUGCAAAGAACAAACAGAUUCCAUGUGGUUGACAUAUAGUCGAAAACAUUGCUACAUGGGUCAUCGUCGAUUCUUGCCAUCGAGCCAUAUCUAG